Messenger RNA from Cheilinus undulatus (humphead wrasse), 3377 nucleotides. It is a transcript of the gene fancb, whose product is annotated as FA complementation group B. The coding region runs from base 1 to 2499 and encodes 832 amino acids. The record is from RefSeq and is a predicted model, not a curated record. Gene Ontology annotation, cellular component: Fanconi anaemia nuclear complex. The transcript is spliced from 8 exons. Gene Ontology annotation, biological process: interstrand cross-link repair; positive regulation of double-strand break repair via homologous recombination; replication-born double-strand break repair via sister chromatid exchange. Lineage: Eukaryota; Metazoa; Chordata; Actinopteri; Labriformes; Labridae.
AUGGAGAGGCAUUAUUAUCAGCUUUCCCACCGCGGAAAGCUAAUUUUGUUUUACUGCAAACGAGAGUCAGCCGCAAAUGAAGACAGAGGCGGGUUAACAUUCAGCUGCCUUUCGUUUAAACGAGAGGAAAGCAGGUUUGUUAAGGCAGCGGAGGGAGCAGCUGACAUCAGCGGGAAAGCCCCAUCACAUGCUGAUGUUGUGAUGUGUCAAUGCGCCAUCAACGUACAGGUCAGAGCCUCCACACCGUGUGUCUUAAUGAUGAAGAGCGGGAAAGGGGACAGCUUCCAGUACAGUCUUCUCGCACUGAGCAGCUCAAAUCAACUGGAGCCCUGCAUUGAUUUUAAACUGGCUUAUAAAAUAAGGGGAAAGGUGACUGUCCUACAUGGCCCCACAGUCAUGUGGAGUCACGCUGGUAAUGUCUUCUAUACAUCUCCACAGGCUGGAGAAGUGAGACAAAUACCCAUUGAGUUUUCCCACUUUAUUUUUGGAGAGCUCCCCCACCUCAAAGAGAGAAAUUUUAUUGUUGGAGUGUCAGAAAACUUUCCCAAUAAACAACCCUCAAGGCAAACUCUGGGCUAUUUUGUAGGAAGUGGGCACGUGUUUGAUGGCACGAUGAUUAUGCCUCAUCCGUACACCAGCAUCACACAGUGCAUCCUGGUGCUGUCAGCUGAAAAAGAGGGAAAUGUGCUGAAAUCUGAUGUUGUUGCAGCAACUUCUAGUAAGCAGCUGGUUUAUUUUAAGAAUGGUGUUGUGAAAGAGACAUGCCAGCUUCCCUUUGAGGAACCUGAAAGUAUCCAGGUGGUCAACACUGGAAGAAAUGGCUGCAUGUUUGUUGUAUUCUUUCAUCAAGGACAUGUGUGUGCUGUAUGUAGGGAGACAUUUCAGAUAGCCUUCCACUGGUCAGGUGUCGACUCUGUCCACGUGGAGGACUUCGUGGGAUGUGGAACAGAUCAGAUGCUGUUGGUUUUCAAAGACCAGGACAUAUCAGGACAGCAGUUAGAAAAUUUUCUCCUCACUGACCUCUGUGGCAUAUCAUUUGCUAAUUGCCCUGACAACAGAGCACCAAAUACAGCCCACCCACCAGAGAACCAUCUCCUCACUCUUCAAGCUCUAGAGUCCAGACUACAGAGUGGAUUGACGGUACUGCAGGAGCUUCAGAGAGAAGAGAGAUCGAAGGAGAGGGUGCUGCAGCAGUCGCUCAGAGUCCUCAGUGGUGCUGUCUCGGAUAGAGAACCUGUCGUCACAUUGCCUGAGCAGGAGGGCCUUGUUGCUCUGUGGGACUGUGACGAUGAGUCAAAGGAUGAAGGCUGUGAUGACAAGAAUCAAGACUCACCAGCAGUGUCUUCAAAACCCAGAGUUGACAAGCUGUGGCAUCGCAUCACUGAGGACCAAAUGGUUGUUGGAGUGAUACUAACCACUGACAGCUCUGUACCAUUUGCCAGUGUGAGCUUAUCCAUCCUGACAGAGACAGGCCAGAGCUCAACACCCGCAGUCAUCCAGACCCAGAGCCAAAUCUUCUGGCUCCCCGCUCCCAGCUCUUCAUCCUCCUCAUCUGCCUCCAAGUUCCCAGAGCCUGCAGCCAAAAGAAGCAGGCAGCACAGUGGCAGCAGACUCUAUGAUCUCAACACACGUAGACUUGCUGUGACUGCUGCGACCAUGCUGACAUCUUUGUUGAACUCUGGCCGUGUCAAAUGUCGUGUCAUGCUCCAUUACAUCCAGAGACUAGAUGCUUUUGCCCUCGUGAGCAACGAAACACCAACUGUCCUCCAUUGCGGUGAUGUUUCUUUAGACAUCUGCAGUGGUUUACAAACAAGACUGCUGAAAAACCCAGAACUCAAAACAGAUGAGGCUUUGGAAGACUUUCUGAGUCUGAUGGCAGUGCUGGAUCAUUGGCUCUUCCACUUAAACUCUCCAGAUUACAGUUUAGGAGAUGUAAGCAGCUGGAUUCAGAAAAGAGAGGAUUGUAAAAGGAUAGAAGUGAGCCCUCAGUAUCUACUGUUAAAUCCUGCAGGAACAUCUGCUCCCAUGCUGCUGUGCUGGCAUCAGAUAAGCCCUUUCCAAGGGGAACUAUCUGUCCACUCCAGCCAGUUCCAGAUGUUUCACCUCCUGGAUUCCCUCUUGGCCUUCCUCCCCUCGACCUGCUCCAUCAAAUCAAUCAAAGGAACAAGAAGACAAGAUUCAGCUCCAAUAUUUUCUUUAGCGCUGGAAAAAGAGGUGAUGACACUCAGAGAGUGUUUGCCAUCCCUACUCUGUGAAGAAGAGAGACAGAAGGAAGAGAAAAAGAGCUUAAGAGAGGAGGAGAUCCCUGAUUUGGGUUCUGCAGGAGGGUUAGAGAAGGUCAGAGAGAUGUGGCUGCAGGACGUGGAGAGGAGCAGGAUAAGGUUGAGCCCCCUGGUGGAUGUGGAGAGGUAUCGUAGGCUCACCCAAAACAUUUUAAAAGUCCAGCUUGAUACAGACUUGGCAGCUCUUUUAGACUCUCAGAAGACUCUGCUCAGCUGAUAUGCUGCAGAUGGGCUUAAAAAUCCCAACACUGAGACUGUUUUGGACACAUAGAUGGUAUAAGCAGGGGGGGGAAAUCUAGCUCUUUCAUGCUAAAGUGACAUAACCAUGCACAUUUAACUGUACCAUGAUCUGCCUGUGUUGCCAGCUUUGUUAUGUCUGUGCUGCUUUCUGUGCGUCUGCUCUACCAGACAGUCUCUUGGGGUCUCACAGCCUUAAUGAUACUGAUGUGUUUCAGCUCACUCCUCGGUUUAUUCUUCUGUUCGUGUCCCGUUAGACCCUCUGUGUUCUGAAAUACUCUUUAAUCUCUGCUGCUGCUGUGUGCAGUUCAGUGGGAGACAAAGAAGCUGCUUUCAUCCUGGAGUUUGUGCUUUGAAUGAAGACAACAGAGGAGGGUUAUACAUGUUCGUGGACGGAGUGGACCGAAAGCUUUUAGUAUUUUUCCCUCUUCAUGGUUCAGUUGCUUCUGGAUGAAAUGAUGCAAAUAAAAAAUAGUCCCUAAAUGUUUUUUCUUCUGUGAUGCUGCUGAGACUGUCAGCACUGCUAGUCUAAAUGCCCUUUGUUAAGUAAACCUCAAGUUUCUACUUUAAAGGAGCUCAGCUUUACCAGAAGCUUAAACUCUGUGGAGGCUCAACCAUGCCGUGAAUGUUUUUCUAAAACAUCUGAUGAAGUUUUUUCUUUUUUUUAAUUCUUUCCUUUUGCAUCUAUAUCUCUUUUUUAUGGCUACAGGACCUCCCUAAUCAUAAAUGAAGCAUACUUACCUCUAAGAAAGGUCAUCAGACUCUUCCAUACUAUAUUUUUCGAUACCACAUGUUAUGAAAAUGAUAAAUUAUCAUUAUUUUAAAGAUCCCUGAUAUCAAAAAUCACCAAAGCUUUAA